This is a messenger RNA of Thermochaetoides thermophila DSM 1495, 2208 nucleotides long. Its product is annotated as dihydroxy acid dehydratase-like protein. The transcript is spliced from 5 exons. Gene Ontology annotation, biological process: branched-chain amino acid biosynthetic process. Gene Ontology annotation, molecular function: dihydroxy-acid dehydratase activity. Lineage: Eukaryota; Fungi; Ascomycota; Sordariomycetes; Sordariales; Chaetomiaceae. The record is from RefSeq and is a predicted model, not a curated record. The coding region runs from base 1 to 2208 and encodes 735 amino acids. Gene Ontology annotation, cellular component: mitochondrion.
AUGGCGCCUCACGCGGACGAGGCUCAUGAUUUGGACACUGCAGCCCCAGAGCAGAAAUGCCUGGGCCUGAGCCAGGUUAGGCGUUGUGAGGACCUGAAUGGGCACUCUUUGUCGAACGGCCACUCGAACGGCUACUCCAAUGGCAACGGCUGCUCGAAUGGCCAUGGUCGCCUGAAUGGGCACUACACAAACGGUCACCACAAUGGCAACGGAGUUCACUGUACCAAUGGCAAUGGUGCUCGUACCAGCAAUGGUAAUAGCGUUCACAAUGGCAACAACAAUGAUCAGGGCAUCGACUCUGAGACGGCCAGCAUUGCUUCCAACUGGGACGCGGCCACGGUUGUCGACAUGCCGGUGCCGCGCAACUUGCCCCGACCUGGAGACUACAUUGAAUUCCCUCAGCUGAAGCAUAAGCAGGGUGCCCCGCUCAACCGCUGGUCGCAUUUUAUGACGCGGGAUAAUGACUCUCCUGGUGCUCAGAGCAUGCUUUAUUCCCAGAUCCAGAACUGGGAGAAGACAAAGAAUGCCCCUCAGGUGGGCAUUGCCACUGUUUGGUGGGAGGGCAAUCCGUGCAAUUCUCAUUUGCGCGAGCUUGGCGAUCUUGUCAGGAAGGCCGUUUGGGAAGAGGGGAUGAUCGGCUGGCAGUACGGCACCAUCGGCGUGUCGGAUGGUAUCACUAUGGGUAGCGAGGGCAUGCGCUUCUCCCUGCAAUCACGCGAGCUCAUUGCUGACAACAUUGAGACCAUCACCUGCGCCCAGCGCCACGACGCCAACAUUAGCAUCCCCGGCUGCGACAAGAACAUGCCUGGCGUUGUGAUUGCCGCUGCCCGUCACAACCGGCCAUUUCUCAUGAUCUACGGCGGCACCAUCCGCAAGGGCUACUCUGAGCUUGCCGGCAAGGAGAUCAACAUUACCACGUGCUACGAGGCCCGCGGCGCCCUGGCCUCUGGCAACCUGAAGCCCUGCGAGGAGCACAAGAAUGCCACUCCUGAACAGGUCUUGGAGGAUAUCAAGACGCACUCCUGCCCCGGUCCCGGCGCUUGUGGCGGCAUGUACACCGCCAACACGAUGGCGGUCGCCAUCGAGGCCAUGGGCCUCACCCUUCCCGGUUCCUCCUCUCAUCCUGCCAAGUCUCCCGAGAAAAUGAGAGAAUGCGAGCGUGCUGCCUCCACAAUCAAAAUGCUCAUGGAGAAGGACAUCCGCGCUCGCGAUCUCAUGACGCGUGCGGCCUUCGAAAACGCCGUCAAAAUUACCAUCCUCAUGGGUGGCAGCACCAACGCAGUCCUGCACCUGCUCGCCAUGGCCUCCUCGGCCGACGUACCCCUGACUCUGGAAGACAUUGACGCCAUCUCCCAGCGCACACCUCUCCUCGCUAACAUGAAGCCCUUCGGCGACUACCUCAUGGAAGACCUCAACAAGAUCGGUGGCACGCCCUCAGUGCUCAAGUUCCUCAUCCAAGCAGGCUACAUCGACGGCAGCAUCCUCACCGUCACCGGAAAAACUCUCUGGGAGAACGUUGCCGAUAAGCCCUCCCUCGAGUUCGGCCCUGACAAACAAGCAAUCAUCCGCCCCCUACAUGACCCGAUCAAGACCAGCGGCCACAUCCGCGUGCUGAAGGGUAACUUGGCCCCCGGCGGCGCAGUCGCCAAGAUCACGGGGAAAGAGGGCGAAGAGUUCAUCGGCUCGGCACGCUGCUUCGAUAAAGAACAUGAGCUUGACCGAGCCCUGCGCACCGACAUGAAGCUGAGGACUACCAAGGAGAAUAUCGUGCUCAUCGUGCGGUAUGAGGGCCCCAAGGGUGGCCCAGGCAUGCCCGAGCAACUCAAUGCAAGUGCAUUCCUUCAGGGUGCGGACAUGGCGAACUUUGCUUUGGUCACUGACGGGCGGUAUUCCGGCGCUAGUCAUGGGUUUAUUGUUGGGCAUGUUGUUCCCGAGGCCGUGGUCGGAGGGCCGAUUGCGCUGGUCAAGGACGGGGAUGUGAUUAAGAUUGAUGCGGUGGAGAAUCGGAUUGACAUCAUUGAGAUUCCGGGUGUUGGCAAAGGGGAGGAGGUGGUGAGACGCGAGUUGGAGAAGAGGAGGAGGGAAUGGAAGAGGCCGCCAGUCAGACCACUGAGGGGCACGCUGGCGAAGUAUGCCCGCUUGGUUGGCGAUGCUAGCCAUGGUGCGGUGACGGAUUUACCUGUUAAGAGUGAGAGCCUUGAGUGGUAG